Hyaloscypha bicolor E is the source of this 896-nucleotide messenger RNA. RefSeq lists its product as uncharacterized. The record is from RefSeq and is a predicted model, not a curated record. The transcript is spliced from 2 exons. Bases 201 to 785 code for a protein of 194 amino acids. Lineage: Eukaryota; Fungi; Ascomycota; Leotiomycetes; Helotiales; Hyaloscyphaceae.
CAGGAUUCCAAGCUACCGCCUCAUGUUCAUUCAUAGUCAAUGAUAGCGGCAAAGUCACAGUACUCCCAUGCGGAUCUCCUUCGCUCGGCGAAUUUUGCUGCGAUAAUGGCAAUGGAUUCCAGUGCUGUGCUGCUCAGAGUUCAAUUUUAACGAUUGGCGUCGGGACUUCUUUCAGCGAACCGUCAGUAAACUUUACUUCGAUGUCUACAAACCCAGAUUCUACGGUAGCGGCGACUACUUCCAUCGAGACAACCUCUUCUCAGGCUUCCACUGAUGUCCAAACAUCAACGACCAUCGCAAGCUCGAAUGCACUUGCAAUGCCGAAUUUAGAUCCUGUCACAACUCCGUUCUCACAGAUACCGGCAGCAAGCAGUAGCGCUGAAGUAUCUUCAUUUUUCGAAGCUUCAUCCGUUCAAAACCAACCAACUAUCGAAAGUCGGCCAGUACCAACACAAAUAAGCGCUACCACGUCGUCAUCAUCCAAUGCGAUCCAGACCCAGCCGUCUGUAGAAAGUCAGAUACCGAGCAGCACAUUCGUUGAGCCAUUUCCAUCAACAACACUAAUUCCUUCGCCAUCGACGCCAAUCUCUGUAAGCCAGGAUUUGUCUUUUACUCAACCCUCUUCGAUAUCGAGUCCACUUUCUGUACCCUCAGCAGUUCCAGUCACGCAGAGUCCGGAUACAUCCAGUCCACUUCCAUCUCAACGAGUGCCUCAAAUCUCUUCUCCCAUCCAGUUAACCUCUGUUAGUUACUCCUCUACACCUGACUUUGUAAGGAAAUGCUAACUGCAAUAAGUCAAUCCGUUCAUCAACUCUCGCGAUCGUUCCCCAAUCAAUCUCGGUCUCAGGUUCGACAGCUCAAACAUCAUCAGCUGCAACGUCUCUGAUAGCUGGGGC